Messenger RNA from Chara braunii, 885 nucleotides. The record is from the annotation of a GenBank genome assembly. NCBI's taxonomy places the organism in Eukaryota, Viridiplantae, Streptophyta, Charophyceae, Charales, Characeae.
GGAUAAGGCCGGAAGAUGCGAAGGUGGCUAGUAUUUGAGACUGGCUACGACCUCAAACAGUCACUGAGGUCAGAUCAUUCUUAGGAAUGUGCGGCUACUAUAGAAACUUCGUAAAGAACUAUUCUACAGUCGCCUCUCCUUUGACUGAUCUAACUCGACUUGACACACCGUGGGACUGGAGUGAUGAGUGCGAGGGUGCUUUCAAGAGAUUGAAGCAUGCACUCAUGAAUCAUGAGGUCCUCAUGGUUCCCGAUCCUCAGAAGCCAUUCAUAGUGACCACUGACGCAAGCCAAUACGACAUUGGUGCAGUGCUGGCUCAGCAGGAUGGGAAAAAGUUGAGACCAAUUGAGUACAUGAGUAAGAAGAUGCCAUCAAAGAAGUUGGCAAAAUCCACCUACGAAAGGGAACUCUAUGCUCUGUAUAAAGCACUUGUCCAUUGGAGACACUUGCUAUUGGGAAGGUUCUUCUACUUGAGGACUGAUCAUCAGACCCUCAAAUGGAUCAAGACUCAACCGGCUCUUUCUGAUGCACUCAAGCGAUGGAUUGAGGUCAUAGAUCAAUAUGACUUCAAGCUUGAGUAUUUGAAGGGAGAGUAUAACAAGGUUGCGGAUACGCUAUCCCGUAGAGCAGACUACCUAGGUGCGCUAGUUUCUGACUUUGGCGUAUCUGACGAAGUAACUCAAUCAUUGGUGGGAGCCUAUCAGGAAGACCCUGUCACGAUAGACAUCAUGCGCAAACUUCAGGCAAAAGACAAGGCCACGGAAAGUGAGUUUGUGAUGGUGGACUGGUUGCUUCUGAGAAUCAACACCGUAGACAGUCCACAUUUCCGGUAGGGGAACGAGUCUGGGUCAAGGCGAGUGAGUUAGGACUGGAGUUCGGAAUCUC